Molecule: messenger RNA, 1884 nt
Organism: Gadus morhua (Atlantic cod)
Lineage: Eukaryota; Metazoa; Chordata; Actinopteri; Gadiformes; Gadidae
Gene: gfi1aa
Product: growth factor independent 1A transcription repressor a
Exons: 7
Coding region: 210-1421 (403 amino acids)
Biological process (GO): regulation of transcription by RNA polymerase II
Cellular component (GO): nucleus
Molecular function (GO): DNA-binding transcription factor activity, RNA polymerase II-specific
Source: RefSeq, a predicted model, not a curated record
GAGAGAGAAAGAGAGAGACGGGAGGGAUUUAAGUCUUAAAAACUGAAUCUCAACCUUCUGCAAAUGGGAAGUUAGAGAACUUCUAGUCGCGUGGACACCAGCUGCUUGACAGAGGCAGAGCGGUGUGCAAGUGAGAGCAUUGCAAAAGGCCCCUGACCCAGGAGGAAGAGCCCCAGAGACCCCCCCCAGAAAACACACAACCCACAACCAUGCCUCGGUCCUUCCUUGUGAAGAGUAAGAAAGCCCACAGCUACCACCAGCAGCGGUACCUGGAGGACGACUUCAUCCGGCUCGACACCGUGCUGGCCUACGCCUCUGCAGAGCACAAAGCUACGGUGGAGUUUGAGGGAAGUCUGGAGGCGCAGGAGGAGGCCCGCCGGCGCCAGGCCCUGCUGUCCCCGGAGUCCCGGGUGGGGCGCACAGCGCACCCCUCGUCCUGCUCCCCGCGGAGCUACGAGGGCAGCGUGUGUGACCGUUCAUCCUCCGACUACGACCUCUGGCGUCCCCCGUCUCCGUCCUCCUCCCCAGACUCAGAGAGCCGCUCCGUGAGGAUCGUGGAGGACGGCCACCACUUCAACAGCCCGUUCGCUCCUUACGCCGCCUGGACGACGUUCCCCGGCUCGGAGAUGAGGCACCUGGUCGAGAGGACCUACCAGCAUGUCCAGAGGCCCCGGGAGCCCGACUCACCGGUCAGCCUCUAUGGGCCCGACGACCACGGCCCCGCCGACCCCCGUUACGCACCGCAGCAGGGCGCCCUGCGCGGUGGAUGUUAUCCGGACUAUGCUUCCACCGUCGCGCGCAAAACAUACCGGAUUCAGGACGAGGAGGCUUAUCUAAAACUCAAGCAGAAGCCGAAGGAAAUUAAAUCGGAACAUGAUCGGAGCUUUCCCAACACCGAGGCCGUGAACGGCUCCUACACAUGUAUGAAGUGCUGCAAGGUGUUCUCCACGCCGCACGGCCUGGAGGUCCACGUGCGCCGCUCGCACAGCGGGACGCGACCCUUCGAGUGCGAGAUCUGCGGGAAGACCUUUGGCCACGCGGUGAGCCUGGACCAGCACCGGGCCGUCCAUUCACAGGAGAGGAGCUUCAACUGUAAGAUCUGCGGGAAAAGCUUCAAGCGCUCUUCCACGCUGUCCACGCAUCUGCUCAUCCACUCGGACACGCGCCCGUACCCGUGCCAGUACUGCGGGAAGCGCUUCCAUCAGAAGUCCGACAUGAAGAAGCACACAUUCAUCCACACAGGGGAGAAGCCCCACAAGUGCCAGGUGUGCGGCAAGGCCUUCAGCCAGAGCUCCAACCUCAUCACGCACAGCCGCAAACACACGGGCUUCAAGCCCUUCGGCUGCGAUCAGUGCGGCAAAGGGUUCCAGCGGAAAGUGGACCUGCGGAGACACAAAGAGACGCAACACGGACUGAAGUAAGGAUUGACGCACAGAUUGCGCACCUGAACCCACGAAAGUCUUUACGCGCGGGCCUCUGAGCCAGGGAGCCCGUGAGAGACCAUAGGGCCCUCCAGGUCUAAAGUCUUUAUUCAGGCCUGUUAUUGAGGCCCCGUUCUGCUCUGUGGCGAAUGCAGGGCUGGAGACUUGCAUAUUAAUUAUGAUUAAUUGUCUAUUUAUGACUCUAGGCCUGUAGGCCCGGCACACCGACUCUUGGAUUAAGAAUUGUGUACUUUAAAGAAAAGCACAUAUUUAUAGCGGAGAGAAUAUUUAAUUUGCCGUUUUAAUUUAUUUUAUUUUUUCAUGUAGGAUCCAUAGGGUUAGUCGUAUACUUGUUUAUUUUGAAAUGUAAUGAAUUAAACCUUGUUCUUAAAUAUGACCAAAUCGCGUACCAUUAUUUCCAACAAUCACGACCACAAUUUACAGGUCAGCUCAAAAGGAACCA